UUGUGUUUCCAAACGGAGCACGGCUUGCUUGCUUGCUUGCUUGCUUGCCUGCCGCCUGCUGCCCAGAGAGGUUGUUUUGAUGGGCUCGGCCCUCGUGGCUGAAGUCAUCCUUGCGGCGUGUUCUGCAUUGUUGGCAUUCCAGGCAGAGGAGGAGGAGGAGGAGGAGGGCACCUUGUGCGCGAGAGUGUGCCUAUGGGCAUGGAGCCAGCUUUGGGACUGUGAUCUCGGGUGGCAAGGAACAUGCCUGAGCUGCACCAAGGCUGAGCCAAAGGCCCUGGACUGUUUUCUCCUGCUGCUCCAGAAAGACUGGACCACAAACCCAUGCAUGGAAAGAACAUCUAAAACUUAGCCAGAAGGUUCCCCCUAACUCUGAUGCAAUGCUCCCUCCGCCCUCCUUCCAUGGGUAGCCCUCUGCACAGGAGGACCCCCCUUUGAGCCGUGGCAAUGAUGAUGGACAGCCCCCCGAAGCUGUCUGGAGAGACGCUGAUCGUCCACCACAUCCCACUGGUGCAUUGCCAGGUACCCGACCGGCAGUGCAAGCGCAGCAACCCCUUCGGCCAGCCGGACCUGGGACCACUGCAGACGGUUCCCCUCCUGGAGCAGGACUUCCUGCAGGCCGACUCGUUGGUCCGCCUCCGCCGCAUCCCCUCGGACCCUGCAGAACCAGUCCCGGCCUUGGAGACCCCACCAGAGGAGGGCCGGGCCUGGGACCCCGGGGCCAGCAGGCGCCAGAACCCCUUCCUGCUGAGCGAGGAUGAGGAGCCCCUUGAAGACAACGGGCCCUUGGGGCAGCGGUCCUUCCGCCUGCACAGCCAUGGCCAGCCUGCCUUCCACUUGCACAGCGAGCUGAGCCUGCCGCCCUUCCGCCUCCACAACGCCGGCCACGGGGCCAAGCCGUGGGGGGCCACUGUUGCAGCUGGACAGCACUCAGACAACACAGUGGACGGCAAGGAGGACAGAGGGAAAAAGAGGCGGCCAGAGAGCAUGGAGCUGGAUGAGUACAGCUGCCACCGUGAGAGGGAUCCUUCAGACUCCUCCUCAGAGCAGGACUGGGCUGGUGACCCUGAUGGUGAGCUGGGCCCUGGUCCAGAGGCGCCUCGCAGCCGGACGUGCAGCUGCUCCUCGGGCUCUGAGAUCCAGCGCUGCCGGUGCUGCAGCCUCUCUAGCCAGUCGGAGCCCCUGGACCACCAGAUGGGCUAUGCUAGCGACUCCUCCUGCAACAGCUCCGACGGCGUGCUGGUCAACUUCAGUGCCCUGUACCACAAGAUGAACGGGCACCCGCCCAACCUCAAUUCCUGCGAGGAGGAGUCCUCCUCUGGCGGCAGCCACUCGGACACCGGUGGCGGGGGCGCCUUCUACCUGGACCUGCACUCCUCCCCACAGGAGGCCAAGCUGCGGUGCCCGGAGCCCCUGGGCACAGCCUGCCCCUGCCACGGACCCUCCUCUCCGGUCCUGGAUGCCAACUGUAACUCAUAUGACCCCUGCGGCUCCGGUGGCUCCUCCUCGGACCUGACCGCCUGCUUCCAGAGCCAGGCCCGGCUGGUGGUGGCUACCCAGAACUACUACAAGCUGGUCACCUGUGACCUGUCCUCGCAGUCGUCCCCCAGCCCGGCUGGGUCCUCCAUCACCAGCUGCUCCGAGGAGCAGGCCCGUGUCAGCAGCCCCCCGCUCCAGCCCACCGAGUACUACCUGUUCCAGCGUCCGGCAGAGAACGCUGCUGAGGAACCACGAGGCCUGGAGGCCAGCGAUGCCACAGAGCCCAACGCCAACACUGUGGAGGGUCAGUUGUACGUCAACAUUUCCCCACCCACUUUGGCCACCGGGCGCCAGCGCUCCCGCAGCUAUGACCGCAACCUGGACCGCAGCCCCUCCGCUGCCGGCCGGCUGGGCUCCCUGGAGCGCAUGAUGAGCUGCCCGGUCAAAUUGAGCGAGGGCCCCCACAGCCUGGCCCUGCAGAGCUCCCCGCCAAAGCGGGUGACCUCCUUCGCGGAGCUGGCCAAGGGCCGGAAGAAGAACGGAGGCAGCAGCAGCAGCAGCAGCGGUAACAACAACAACAGCAGCAGCAGCGGCUCCCCACCCUUCAGGGCCAGCCGGGACUCCUCCCUGGAGUUCUCCCCAAUCCCGGAGCACCGGAGGGGCGGCAGCGGCGGUGGAGGCAGUGGCUCCGUCUUCCUGGAGGACCGGGGCCCCCGGCACAGCCAGAGCCUGCCCCCCAUGCCCUGGAUCCACUCCCUGCAGCACAGCCCCGAGGAGGAGGAGGAGGGCCACGGCAGCGGGGCCCAGGAGACCUCUCCCUACGGGCAGCCCUUCUUACCAUCCUUGGCAGAGACAGGUGGCCUGGGCCAGAAGGACGUCCGCGCUCGGGCCGACGGCGGUGCCGCGGACGGGAAGGUGUUCCGCUACAGCAAGGACCAGCGCCCGACCACGCUGCCCAUCCAGCCCUUUGUCUUCCAGCACCACUUCCCGCGGCAGCCCAAGGCCCGGGCGCUGCAGAGCCACCUGGCCGCCAGCCUCUCCCAGCUCUACAGCCGCUCCUCUUCCGCCGGGCGCUGUGCCGCCGCGCACCCGCCUCCCUCCGCCGCAGCCUCCUCCGCGGCCGACCAGCCCAUGCCCCAGCGCUCGGCCGACGGGGCCACCUGCCCCAAGAAGCCCCCGCCGGCCCCGGCCGCUGCCCCGGAGACCACGCGCCCCUCGCCGCUGGGCAGCUACUCCCCCAUCCGCAGCCACGGGGGGCCCUUCUUCCAGAGCGGUGCUGCGGACUCUGCCUCCUCCUCCUCCUCCUCCUCCUCCUCCAUCUUGCUGCCCACCCCCGAUGGACACCCGCCCCGCAGCCGGUCCUGCCCGGUUUCUGCCAACCUCCUGCCGGUCACCUCCGUCGCCGGGCCUUCUCCGGCCACAGCGGGCCACAGCGCCAAGGAAGAGAUCCCUGCUCCCCUUUGCCGGAAGGACGGACCCCCGGAGUUUGAGCUGGGAGAGGUCAACUCCCUCCCACCCCUCCUCUUGGCCGGGGGGCUGGGCCUGGCCAGAGCUGGGGGGACCCACCCCGAAGCCCAGUGGAAGGCCGGGUGCGGCGAGGCCCUUGUCAGCGUGGGGUCCGUGGGCACCGUCCUCAGCCGACCCCUCAAUGCCCACCACCUCUCUCCGCAAGCGCUGAAGUGGCGGGAGUAUCGCCGGCGGAACCCGCUGGGCCUGGGCCUGGACCGCGGCAGCAGCAGCGGCACUUCGGGGAGCGGUCUGGACGGGAAGCCGGUGCCGCCGGAGCCGGAGGGACGCCUCUCCCGGAGGAACCCCCUCUUUGAGCUCCCGGGGGCCCUGGGCGGGGGGCGGCCCUACGCCAGGCUCAACGGACACUCCGUGAAGCAGCUGCAGCUCAACUACUCCGACUUCUUCCCAGACUAUUUCUCUUUGGCCGAAAAGCCCCCGGCCGAGUUCUGCCUCUCGCCGGAUGGAAAUACUGAGUCCAUCUCCAUCGAUCUGCUGCAGAAGAAGGGCCUCGUCAAGGCGGUCAACAUGGCGGUGGAUCUGAUCGUGGCUCAUUUUGGGACCAGCCGGGACCCCGGAGUGAAGGCCAAGCUGGGCAACAGCUCCGUCAGCCCCAACGUGGGCCACCUGAUCCUGAAGUACCUGUGCCCGGCCAUCCGGGAGGUCCUGAGCGACGGGCUCAAGGCCUACGUGCUGGACGUCAUCAUCGGCCAGAGGAGGAACGUCCCCUGGAGCGUGGUGGAGGCCUCCACUCAGCUGGGCCCCUCCACCAAGGUCCUGCACGGCCUCUACAGCAAGGUCAGCCAGUACCCGGAGCUCACCAGCCACACCAUGCGCUUCAACGCCUUCAUUUUCGGGCUCCUCAACAUCCGGUCCCUGGAGUUCUGGUUCAACCACCUCUACAACCAUGAAGACGUGCUGCAGGCGCACUACCAGCCGGUGGGCUUCCUGGCGCUGUCGCAGGGGGUCUGCCAGGGCCUCUUUGAGGAGCUUCUCCUGCUGCUCCAGCCGCUCUCGCUGCUGCCCUUCGACCUGGACCUGCUCUUCGAGCACCACCGUCUGCAGAUGGGCCGGGAGCAGCGGCAGAAGAAGGAGCUGCUCCGCAUCCGGCAGGACCUCCUGCUCUCGGCCCACUCCACCCUCCAGCUCAUGCGCACCCCCGGCCAGAGCGGGGGCCCCAACGAGGAGGACGGGGAGGAGGAGGAGGAGGAAGACCCCCGGCAGAGGAGGAGCAGGAGCAGCGGCAGCGGCAGCAGCGUGUUGGGGUGGGGGCCCAAGAAGACCCCCAAAAUGGAAGACGAGGAGGAGGAGGCGGCCCCUGUGCAGCGGGUCAAGGGGGUGGGCGCUCCGUCCAGAGGGAAACCAGAGGAGGAAGUGGCCAGGAGGCAGUGGCCGGAGGGGCCCAAGAGGGACAAGCAGGCCAGCUGGUGGUUCCAGCUCAUGCAGAGCUCACAGGUCUACAUCGAGGGCCCGUCGGAGGGGCCCCGCGCCAUCCGCUACGAGCGGAAGGCAAAGAAGCCGGGGCCCACAACCAAGAAGAUGCCUCCGCCCCGGGAAGGAGUGGUGGAGGGGGCCGAGGCCUGCCCCAUCGCGGCGGAGGUGCCCCUCAAGGACAGGCCCUCCCUGGGGCCGACGACAGGGGCCCCCCAAAAGCCGUACCCCCCGGAGAAGGAGAAGGACCCCCACCGCCGCCCCUCCUGGAUGGGCAGCCCCCCGGAGUCCAUCCUGACGGAGCUGAAGCACAGCAAGGCCAAGGAGGACGAGGCCCCCCAGAAAACGGGGAGCCCCCCGAAAGAGAGCGGCCCCGGAGCACCUCUGGCCAACCAGCCCAAGUGGGGGUGUCUCUUUGGGUCCCGGAAGGCCCCCAAGGACCCCAAGCAGCCCCCAAACAGGCUCCCCUCCGGCUGGCUGAGCCUGGACCGCUCCAUCUUCCAGCUGGUGGCCCAGACGGUGGGCGCUGCCAGUGGCGCCUGGAGAGAAGCCCACCCGGACCCCGAGAGGCUGGUCCCGGACCUGCCCCCCUUGCGCCCCAAGCACCGGACCCCGCUCCCGCUGAUGCCGAUGGAGAGAAGCAAGGCCCAGGAGGGGCCCUGCCAGGUGAAGGCCCUGUGCCACCACAUUGCCACGGAGGCCGGGCAGCUGAGCUUCCAGAAGGGAGACCUCCUCCGCGUCCUGGGCAAAGCCGAUGCCGACUGGCUGCGCUGUGGACGGGGGGCCGAGAGCGGCCUGGUGCCCGUCAUGUACGUCACCCACGCCGAGGACCAGGACUACUGACCCGCUGACCGGCCGGCUGACUGAGCGAUGGACCGACAGCCCUGUUGCUGCCGCCGCUGCCGCCGCCGCCUCCUCUGCCUCCCAGAGAAGCACAGAACCACGAGCCAAGGCCGGGCGGGCGGUGGAUGGAGCGCUGGCUGGUGGAGUCCCCUUCCUCUUGGACCCUCCUUGCAAAGGAGACUGAAUGGUUGUCCUGUUCGCCCCGUUCUCCCGGUGGUCCUGUGGCAAAGGGCACCCCAGAUGCAUGCUCUCGUCCUUGUCCUCCUCGUCCUCCUCUUCUGCGGCCUUUCUCUCUUCUUCUCUUGACGGCCACCUCCAACUCCUGAGGAUGCUGCCGGGGUGCAGUGGCUCCCCUCCUUGCCUCAGUGGUGGCCCAGUGAUGCCAGACUACAACACCCAGCAUGCACUGCUCUCCUUCCAUCUCCAAGUAUCAGUGGGAGGGAACCAUAGGACAUCCAAGGAGCAUGUGUUGCCGUUGACGCCUUCCUUCAGCCCCUGUUGCGUCCUGUGUGACUGCUGGCCGUGGGACCCCAUGCAGGACGGCACUAGCCGUGGGACCCUGCCCCUCCCAGUCCUAAUGGGAGGCGUGGAUUUGGGGGAAGGGGCUCCUCCUGUGUGUGUUUGUGUGUCGUGUUUAGCUAGAGGCUCUGAGCCGCUCUGUGUUAGAAGUAGUCAGUCUGGGAAUUGGGGGGCCGGGGCAGCAGAGAGGCCUUGUCGCAGGCUCAUUGCCCCCCAAAAGCCUCCCCUUGGGGUCCAGGAGGGGGGCACAAUAGCACAAAAGCAGAAGGGACCCAAAAGUCAGGGCUUUUUUUUAAUCGUGUCACAAGCGACUUGAGCACAUCCUGCAUGUCGCUUUGGGUGUGAGAGAAUUGGUUGUCAACAGAGACGUUGCUCGGUGGACAUUGCCUGGAUGUGUUACCAUCCUGCUGAGAGGCUUCUCUCAUGUUUCCACAAGCUAGAGCUGACAGAUGGGAGCUCACCCCGUCACACGGAUUCGAACCACCAACCCCAACCUUCUGGUCGGAAGUUUAGCCAGCACAAGGAUUUAACCUGUUGCGCCACUGUGGCUCCUAUCAAAGUGAGGUGGGAUGGGACUGGAUAGGAAUGGAGGGAGGGGGACCCGGUCCAAAGGGAAGGGCAGUGCACUGCACCCAAAUUGCAUGGCCUGAAGGGAUGCCGGUGGGGAGGGGAUCCGGGACUUGGGACCCUUCGCUCUCUCGGCCAAGCCAACACUCAGUGUUCCUCGACAGUCCUGGUCAGUAUUCCGGGCCUGAAGCGGUUGGGGAGGGGGGGGGUCUUUGGCCUUGAUCUACCACUCUCUCCCGCCCACCCGCCCGACAUGCGGUGUGUCAGUGAGGACGAUGGGGAUGGCGGUGCCAAGCGUGUUCUUGCGUGUACAGAACCGGAAUCAGGAGGACGGCCCUCUGGUGGAGAAGGCGCCGCAUUGACUUUGUAAUUCUGGCGCGAGGACCAGGUGUUUCGCCUUUAUUUAUUUCUUUAUUUAUGAUGCAUACUAAUUAAUAAAAAAGGUGCUGAUGAA
Molecule: messenger RNA, 6796 nt
Organism: Anolis carolinensis (green anole)
Lineage: Eukaryota; Metazoa; Chordata; Lepidosauria; Squamata; Anolidae
Gene: rusc2
Product: RUN and SH3 domain containing 2
Exons: 12
Coding region: 445-5256 (1603 amino acids)
Cellular component (GO): cytoplasmic vesicle
Molecular function (GO): protein binding
Source: RefSeq, a predicted model, not a curated record